Molecule: messenger RNA, 2866 nt
Organism: Verruconis gallopava
Lineage: Eukaryota; Fungi; Ascomycota; Dothideomycetes; Venturiales; Sympoventuriaceae
Exons: 1
Coding region: 274-2700 (808 amino acids)
Source: RefSeq, a predicted model, not a curated record
GUGGCAACGAUGGCGGACUCUAAUGUUCUCCCGGACACGCCGAUUCGGACCCGAUCGAUACGUACGUGACUCCAGGCAGACACUUUUCAGAGGACAUCAAUGGACAAAUUUGCGGGGAUUACGACGGGCAGCUCGAGUUGGGUGCCUGAAAGCUGGUAUUUACACAUCUGAGUCGUGCGCCAUCUGCUGCUCGAAUCCCGUCGCAUCAUCUCCUGCUCGGACGUCUAUCUACCAAUUUUGGCUGGGUCUUUGUCAAGGAGGGGAACAAAGAACAUGAACGAGAAAGCGGAACUCGCGAGGCAGAUCAACCUCGAUCCUCAUGCCGACUCUGAUUCGGACUCGGAUUUCGAGGAGCGCGAAGAGAUAUUCACUCCACGGACGUCCAUCAAUGGCACGGUCACCUCUGAUCUUCCUCCUACGUACGAAGAGUCCGAAGCGCUGGCUCGAAGUCGGACGGAACAGCAGACUGCCCGUGGCAUUGAGAACCACAGCGACAUAACCGUGUACAGGACGGAGAUUCCCCCGGAUCCGCCUAUUCAGGUGGUACGACCAUCUUCGGAAGAGAAACAAUCGUCCUCGCCGCAUUCUCCUGGACCAAGUGCCUCAGCCUUGCUCAAUGCAGCUCUUAGAUUUACAGAAAACCCUCCCCCAACGGCGGAACGACCGGGUCUACGGUCGCCAGUGGCUGUACCUUCGUUCGCUGGAAAUUCACCACCUGCGAAAUUCGCCAGGUUCUACUCUCCAGCGCUGUACCCUCAGUCCAUCACGGACGGGGAGUUCAUCGAAUUUAUCGACGGACUGAACAGUUUAUCGAUAGCUUCAGGCUUUUCAGCAUCAACAUAUCAUUCACGAAGUUCUUUGACAGCAUCCGAGGUCCCCAGGGACGAGGAAGCCCUUCAAGGCGAUGAUCUCGUGUCCGCGUACAUUGCGCUGAGCAACUCUCACUUCUUCAACCCGCGAGGUUUACAAGUGCAGCUUGCCGACCUCUCUGAGCUGGCUGACAUCCUCAACAUCAGCAAUGCUGCGAUACGGAAGGCCGUUAUUACAGAGGUCUUGCGCAUGUCCAAGGCAAGCAUCGAGGUGCCCGCUGCGGCAAACGGCGCGGCACACGAAGCGGCAGGAGCUCUUGUGCCGUACAUCGAGCCCUUGAUCACGGCAGUUCCGGAGCCUAAGAAGAAUCAGGAGGCUUUACUAGCCGUAGCGUCACGAUUCGCUGCGCUAGACAUUGCAGCCCGAGACAUGUCAGCGCCUGAGCUGGCCCGCGAAAACACAUCGGCAAGCAGUUCUUCCGGCACCGUUCCCCCUCGGACGAAGUCGUGGGGAGAGUGGGGCAGCGACAUUGGAAAGUUCUGGGAAGACAUGUCGGAGAAGCAAAGCCAGUUCUGGACCCAGUGGGGCGAAGAGAAAGGUAGGAAAUGGGGCAGAUGGGGUGAGGAGUUUGGCCGCAGAGUCGAGCAGAUGGCCUCCGGUCCGCCAGCGUGGUUAGCUGGCUCGACAAGCAGGGCCUGUCUAUCGCAUGCUGGAGCGUGCAACGGGGCUCCGUGGGGUCGUGGAGCGUCCAUGUCUCCCUUCGACAUGCGAGCGGGCCACUGGCCCGGCCAUGGAGGCCACCGAGGUGGAUGGGGAGCAAGAACACGAUCAUUCCCAUGGACGCCUCCAGGUGUGUCGUUACCGUUCCAAAUGCCGUCUCACCAUGGCCCGCAUCAUAUGCCUCCGCCGCCAAGUCCUGGAGGUCCUCCAAUAACCCCAUUUCCGCCUCAACCUCCGAUGGUGCCUGGCAGCGUGCCCCAUAUGCCACCCCAUCCGCCGGUGCCGCCGAUGCCAGGCGCAUUUCCAACCCCUCUCGCACCGUUCACACAUCCAAAUGCGCAAUCCAAGGAGAACAACGCCAACCAACCCACACGACGUGAAGAUGGAUCAGGACGGACGAAGGACGCGGACGAGCAUGACGACGAUGACGACGACGACGAUUUUGCCGACGUUGCAGACACACUCUCGCUGUCCUCGUUUUCGUCGUCCUCGAGCUCAGACUCCGAGAAAACCUUUGUGCACGACGACGGUGUGCACAGCGAGCACGAGGCCAUAUUCGCGCAGAAGGCCGAAGCGAUCGAGAAGAUGGCGGCCGAGGCGCGGGCGAAGAACCAAAAGUCCGCGUCCGAGAUCGAGCUGGAGCGGUCGAGGGCGAUGAUGGAGCUGGAGCACGAGUACUCGAGGCGCGAGAUGCGCGCGAACCACCGGGCGCAGAAGCGCGAGCUAAAGAAGGACAUCCACGCGUGGAAGAAGAGCCUCAAGAAGGAAUUCAAGGCCAGCAAGAGUAUGGACAAGGCCCAGCGCAAGGAGUGGAAGCGGACCAGGAAGGGCGAGUGGAAGGCGUUCAAGGCGCAGCUGAAGGAGCAGCACAGGGCGAUGAAGGAGGAGCGCAGGGCUAAGAAGAGAGAGAUCAAGGAGCUCGCGAGGGCCGCCAAGCGGGAGGGCAAGAAGAAGGACUGGGAGAACAAGCGGGCCGGGUGGGACGAGCGGAGAAGAGAGUGGGAGGAGAGACGUGCGGGAGGCCGUCGUCGAGGUGGUCGACGUGGGGGGGACAGCGGCCUUCGAGGCGGAUCGCGGGGCUUUGGUGGCAGCGCGGAGACCUUGGAUGAGGACGUGGAGACACAAGCCAGGCAGAUGCUUUGGAUCGUCGUGACGAGGCUCGAACAGUGAGCCCGCGCGCGCGGUUAUGAUAUCAGACACAAUGUAUCAGUAUAGUGAUGUGCAACGACCUCGACGCUCAAUCAGGAACAUGAAAAGGGAGGGUCUGGAUGAGAGAGGAAAAAGAAUAAAAAAAAAGUCACCCUUCCCUCUCUUGAAAAUGACCAUUGUUUAACUA